Molecule: messenger RNA, 2136 nt
Organism: Colletotrichum phormii
Lineage: Eukaryota; Fungi; Ascomycota; Sordariomycetes; Glomerellales; Glomerellaceae
Product: S-adenosyl-L-methionine-dependent methyltransferase
Exons: 6
Coding region: 1-2136 (711 amino acids)
Biological process (GO): tRNA methylation; wybutosine biosynthetic process
Molecular function (GO): tRNA methyltransferase activity; protein binding
Source: RefSeq, a predicted model, not a curated record
AUGGCUCCCUCAACUCAGGAUGUUCAGAAAAGUCGGGCUUCGGACGACUUGAUCAUGGCCACGAACAACAGUUCUAUAGUCUCAAAACGCAGUGUCGAACAUCUCUACUAUCCUGACGAGCCUCACUACUUUCAAUUCUUUGUGAAAAAGUUCCGGAGAAGGGCACCCCUCGUCAACAGAGGCUAUCAUCUGAGACUCAAAGUCAUCGACACUCUAGUUCGCCGGUUUCUCGAAAAGCCAUCAACCCGAAAGAAAGUCAUCGUGAAUCUUGGCUGCGGGAGCGACGUUCUGCCGUGGCAGUGCCAAGUGCGCUAUCCCGAUUCAUGUCGAGAUGUUACUUUCCUUGAUGUCGACUACCCAGAUCUUAUCCAGAAGAAGCGGCAGAUAGUACUCGAGACCCCCGAGCUGCAAGAUCUGAUGGGGGCUUGGGAGGUAAAUGACGAUUCCCCAAUCGUCCUCAAAAGCCAGAAGUACUGUCAAGUGGGAUGCAACCUCCAGCAGCUCUCGGUUCUGCAGAGCUGUCUUGACGCGCUCUUUGACGUGCCCAAUACCGAGUUCUUGUUCGUGGCCGAAGUCUCCAUUACUUACAUGGACACGAAAGGUGCGAAUGGAGUCAUUGAGUGGGCAGCCACUGUUGGAAAUGCUGAGUUCUGUCUACUGGAACAAAUCCUACCAGAUGGGCCCGAUCAUCCUUUUGCUCACACGAUGCUUGGGCACUUCAACAAGAUGAAUGCCCCACUCAAGUCGGUCCAUCGCUAUCCCACCGUGGCCAGUCAGGAGAAGCGAUUUCAGUCUCUUGGCUGGCCAUCAGCCGAGAGUUGGACACUCUGGGAGGCUUGGUCUGACGAUCUGUUCAUGACUGCUGAAGAGAGACGAGCCCUUGACUCGGUUGAGUCCUUCGACGAGCUGGAAGAGUUUGCUCUCUUCGCCAGCCAUUACUUCGUCAUCCUUGCCUCAACUCCGAGGUCUGAAGUUCAGGGCCAUGUAUUCAAGGUCUAUGGAGAAGUCAACAUUCCAUCCUUCCAAUGUUCAAUGAACAUGAGCCCCUAUGAGUCUGCUCGUGGGCACCGCCGGCUCGGCGCCGCAAUGCUCGUCGGAGAGCCCAACAGCGGUGGGUCUAUCUCCCACAACUUCGGACAGGGUCCCGUUGGACGGAUGAACUCCGAGGACCUGUACAAAAUAUCCAGUCAGACAGUGUCUUCCAACCAGUCCGUCAACAUGCCAUCUGCCAGAGUAUGCCACAGCCUUACGGAUCUGGGCAGCGCUGGCGUUCUUCUCGCGGGUGGUCGCGCGUCCCCAUCAACGGCGUUCGGAGACUGCUGGCUAUUCAACAAGAAUCUUUCUGCCUGGGAACCGACAAAGGAUCUCCCCGUCCCCCUUUUCAGGCAUUCCGUGACUCGACUUGGCUCUUCGUCUCUUGCCCUCCUUGCUGGCGGUAGGAAGAAUCACAUUGAAACAUCAGCCGAGUACUUCCUGUUUGAUCCUGCAGAGGGUUGGGAAAAGUGCCACGUACAGUCUGCGCCACCUGCACUGUACAGCGCUACAUUCAUCUGUGUAGGCGAAGUGGGAUCUCGAGCUUUCACUGGUUUCCUAUCCGGAGGCAGCCUUGAGGACAGCGUCAUCAACCAGGAACUUUAUACUUGGAGAUUGGAUGUUUCCGAGCCCGAGCCUGUACUGUCAUUCCAGCUUCGAACCCCAGAAGACGGGGGUAUGCCCGGCUCUCUGGCCCGCCUCGGCUCUGUUGCUGUUCAGUCUUCUAAUUACACGCUAUUGCUUGGCGGAGUGAUUAAAGGGGUCCAGCUUUCAUCAGCAUACGACAUCCUCAUUCUCAAAACAACUGAAACAGACGUGAGUGUGGUAGCCACGCUUGAUGGCACAGACAGUUCCGGCCUGAUGCGCCCCUUUUUGAUGGGGUCUUCCGUCGUGCAUUAUGAAAAUGGAAACUUCGCCAUCGUAGGAGGUGGCGCAACAUGCUACGCCAUGGGAACAUUUUGGACUCCAGGGAGCUACAGCUUCCGUUUCGAUCCAAGUCUUCUUUCCCAACAUGGCACGGGGCAAACAUCCUUACGACCCAAACCAAUCCAGUACAAGGAGACGGUUCAGUUCUCGGAGAGCGAGAAGAGGCCUGUCGAAUAG